UCAGGUUUCAAGCCACUACUAUAGAUAACUCGCUAUAAAAUGAAAGUAAAUUAAAAUUUCAAACGGAUGCUUUACAGUUAUCAUGUCAGAUAUGGACAUUGUAGAAGUUGACGAUGAGAACCAAUUUCACGAAAAUAAAAAUGAAAAUCCUAAAUUAAUUUCUCAGUCAGAAACAAGGAUUGGAGGAAAAACAGAAAGUGUUCGUCGUAUGGUAGAUAUAACCCGUGAAAAACCAAUUAAAGUGUCCAUAAGGGUAUCCGUACCUGUAAGAGACCACCCAAAGUUUAACUUUGUGGGCAAACUAUUAGGACCAAAGGGCAAUUCUUUGAAAAGACUACAGGAAGACACCAUAACGAAAAUGGCAAUACUCGGACGUGGAUCAAUGCGCGAUCGAAACAAGGAAGAAAAAUUAAGGAACUCGGGUGAUCCGAAAUUUUCACACCUUAAAGAUGAUCUUCAUGUUGAAAUAACAGCAUUUGCUCCUCCGGCAGAGGCACACGCUCGUAUUGCAUACGCAUUAACAGAAGUGCGAAGAUUUUUAGUACCGGAUUAUAACGAUGAAAUACGACAGGAGCAAAUGUGGGAGAUGCAAAUACUGCAGAAGGGGACCACGGGGGACGUGACGGAUUCGGAAACGGGCGAAAGCGGCGGAUCUUCGUCACAUUCCGUGGACGAUAAUCGUCAAAAUUACAGCGCCGCCGUUCAUUCGGCCGGCGAGUGUUCACCAGUGCAUAACAAACACAGCAAUAUCAACACUAAUCAUACCAUAGUUAACGUUUCAGAAAAACAUAUUAAUCCGAAUAAUCCAAACGUUUUAACGGAAACUCCGGGAAGAAAACGCCCACUUUUGUCAGGAGAAUGUGCUAAAGUAUCAAUGACUCCAUCGAAGAGGACAGUAAUGGCAAUUUUAGCAAGGGCUCGAACAUCUCAAAUUCACGCUAAAGAUAUGGUCACGUUUUCGCCACAUUUUAAUGGACUCGUUCAAACAGACGUAUCCACAUACCGAGAAAAGCCUUUCAUCCCCACAACCAAUUUGCUUUUGAACUAAAUGUAUAAUUCUCUUCGCAUCAUUCAUAGAUUAUCCAAUCAAACUUCUCUGUAAUCACAAUGCAUGAAAUGUAUGGGUCUUUGUAUGUUUCAAUUUAU
Messenger RNA from Sipha flava (yellow sugarcane aphid), 1146 nucleotides. Its product is annotated as RNA-binding protein asd-2-like. The record is from RefSeq and is a predicted model, not a curated record. The transcript has 7 exons. Gene Ontology annotation, cellular component: nucleus. Gene Ontology annotation, biological process: regulation of alternative mRNA splicing, via spliceosome. Bases 83 to 1048 code for a protein of 321 amino acids. Gene Ontology annotation, molecular function: mRNA binding. NCBI's taxonomy places the organism in Eukaryota, Metazoa, Arthropoda, Insecta, Hemiptera, Aphididae.